AUGGGAUAACAAAAAUUUAAGGUUAAUAAAUAUUUUGUAACCAUAGAAAUUUAUAGUACUCACAAGAGAUAGCCAUAAAAACAAUUAUCUAAUUAAUCGUUUAUUAGUAACCAUGACAUAUAUAAAUCAUAAUUUUUGAAGAAAUCGGUUUUGACAUUUAUGGUUAAAAUCUUCAAGAGCAAACCCAUUAAAUAAGAAAAAUAAUUGAACUUAAAAGAUUGCCUAAAAUCUUAGGGUGGAGAAUUUAUAUUUUUUAAGAUUAUGUUCCUAAAUGGAUAUCAAAAUUGGAGAUACGGAAUUGCAAAUAAAUAAUUGAAAAAAAAUUAUUAUGAUUUAGAAAAAAUAGUUUCUGUUUUUAUUAUAAGUUUGGUAACAAUUGAGUAAGAAAGGGCAUUUUUAGGGUUGGGAUUUAUUAAAGAUAUUGGUAUCAUUGAUAUUAAGAUUCAUGUUAUCUCUAAAAUUAAAUUCAACAAUUAAAACUAUUUUAUCAAUUCAAAAUUCGAUAAAAUAUCAUGA
Paramecium sonneborni is the source of this 516-nucleotide messenger RNA. The record is from the annotation of a GenBank genome assembly. Lineage: Eukaryota; Ciliophora; Oligohymenophorea; Peniculida; Parameciidae.